AUCUUUAAAAGAUCCUUUUGCUGAGAGCUUUGUUGAUUUUUUUGAAGAUUUCCUGUGCACAGAUUUUAUGUUUUGGGGCUCAGAACGAUGUGCUGUCUCUGUGAAACUGAAUCAUGCACAGAGUGAGUUUUUUAUGGUUCCUGGAUCAGUUCCCCACAUCGCUUUGGCUAAAGCUCAAUCUGACACGUGGGAAGAGCUGGGAUCGUUUGUGCUAUGCUGUCUGAGCACCGGUGAUUGGGCUCCUACAGCAACACCUGGAGUUGAAUUCUCCCCCUCUCUGAAAGUUCACAGAGCAAAGUGUGAGCUCUCUCUUGACUGUUUUCUUUCUGUGUGCCAGUUGCCGGUAACCAAAGUCGACUGUUUAACCGCUCUGGCGAUAAAUGAGUCUGGCUCCAUUGAUGACUGGCUAUCUCAGGUCCCAGAUCAGUUAUGGGCAAAAAGCAAAUAUGAUGUUGGUUUGAUAAAAGGUGUUGAACCUGUGAUUGUGACCCCCAAAUCUGAUUUCAGGCUGAAACUGAAACAAUACCCUUUAAAAAAGGAAGCUGCUGAUGGAAUCACUCCUGUGUUUGAAUCUUUGCUAAAGGCUGGUGUUAUUGUACAGUGUGAGGCCUCACCUGUACAAACACCCAUUUUUCCUGUAAAAAAAUGAGAGAAAAACCACCACAUGACUGGCGCUUUGUCCAGGAUCUCAGGGCAGUAAACUCUGCUGUUGUUGCGAGAGAAGCUGUGGUCCCAAAUCCUUACACUAUUUUAUCACAAAUACCAGCUGUGGCCACAUAUUUUAGUGUGAUCGAUCUGAGUAAUGCAUUUUCAGCAUCCCUGUUGACAAAAAUAGCCAGUUCUGGUUUGCAUUUGAGUUUAAAGGUGCUUGUUACACUUUCACUCGGCUGUGCCAGGGUUAUGUGGAAUCCCCCACCAUCUUUCAUGAAGCUUUGUGCAGAAACCUGUCAUCUUUCACGCUGCCACCUGGAUCUGCCCUUGUGCAGUACAUUGAUUACCUUCUGGUGGCCUCUCCUUCUAAGGCACAGUGUGAGAGGGACACUGUGGCAUUGUUAUGUUAUCUGGCGGAGCAGGGUCACAAGGUCAGUCUCUCUAAGCUGCAGUUUGUAAAACCGCAGGUGUCGUUCCUAGGGCAUGUCUUAUCUGCUGCAGGUAGGAGGCUGUCUCCACAGCGUGUCUCAGCCAUCACUUCCACGCCCCGUCCUGUCACAAAGAAGCAGCUGAUGUCUUUCCUAGGGUUGGUUGGCCAUUGUAGGCAUUUCAUCAUUAACUACUCACAGUUAGAAUGGCCUCUUAGAGAAAUCUGUCACGCCCCCGGCCUGGUGCCAUCUGGAAGUGUUGUGUGGUCUCCUGAAGGGGAGGAUGCUUUUGUGGUUUUGAAAAAGGCUCUGCAGAGUGCUCCGUGUCUGGGAAUUGCAGACAUGACACAGCCAUUUUAUCAGCAUGUUGACYAAAGAUCUGGCUGCAUGACCUCGGUGCUAAGCCAGAUGCAUGGUGAUAAGAUGAGACCUGUUGGUUUUUUUAGCGCUAAGCUAGACGCAGUAGCUGCCGGGCUGCCUAAAUGUUUGCGUGCUGUAGCAGCAGCUGAAAAGGCUAUCUUAGCGUCACGUGACAUCGUGGGGCAUUCAAAUCUGACCUUGUUUGUCCCUCACGCUGUAGAACAAAUUCUAAAUGAACAAAAAACAUCACAUCUCAGCGCGGCCCAUUAUACGCAUUAUUUUGCGUGUGUCCUUGAAAGCCCCAAAGUCACUGUGCGUCACUGCUCAGCUCUAAAUCCAGCCACGCUAGUUCCUCUGUCUGACGAAGGACAGCCACAUGACUGRGUCGCAGAGUUAGAGCUGAGUUGCAACCCUCGUCCGGACCUGUCUGAUAAACCUCUGAGCCUACCUGAGGCUCACCUGUUUGUAGACGGUUCAGCACGACGGGACAUGGGAACAGGUGAGAAUAAGGUUGGGUUUGCUGUGGUGAAUGAGAACGCUGAUGUACUCUGCUCCUCCUCGUUACCAGGUCACCUGUCUGCUCAAGCUGCUGAGCUAAUCACUUUAAAAGAAGCGUGUAGAUGGGCUGAGAACAAGAAAGUAAACAUUUACACUGACAGCAGGUACGCUUUUGGGGUGGUGCAUGAUUUCGGUGCUCUAUGGAAGCACAGGAAGUUCCUGAAAUCUGAUGGUUCACCAAUUUUGAAUCAUAAACUGGUGGCUGCAUUGCUGGAAGCCAUCCUUUUACCAAAAGAAAUAGCAGUCUGCAAAUGUGCUGCUCAUUCGAACAGCACUGACCCAGUUUCAGUUGGAAACAGAGCUGCUGACGAUGCCGCUAAAAAAGCUGCUUAUGGACCACAAGUGUUUACAUUCUUUGAAGAUAAGACUGCAGAGCCCUGCUCGCUGAAGGACAUGCAGUCUUUCUCCACUGCUCCGGAGAGGCAGGCCUGGAAGAAAGCAGGUUGUACCUUUGAAAAUGACGUUUGGGUGGGGCCUGACUCCAAAGCUUGUUUGCCGAAACACUUUUUCAACCAUUUUGCAAAACUGUCACAUGGCUUAGAUCAUGCUUCAAAAUGUGGCAUGACCGCUAUGGUAAAUACUCACUGGUUUGCUCCUGGUUUCAACACUGUUGCUCAGAAAUACUGUCAGUCCUGCAUGAUUUGUGCCAAGCUGAAUGCAGGGAGGCCAAUUAAAAGUAAAACGGAAGUAAAAGCUGCUCUCCCGACUCCAGCGGACCACCCCCUCCACGACCUGAGGCCCGGUGACCACAUCCUAGUGAGGAACCUCAGACGAGCGACCUGGAAGUCCGAGCGUUGGAUUGGGCCGUUCCAGAUUCUGCUGGUUACCCGGACGGCCAUAAAGAUCGCAGAGCGAGAGACUUGGAUCCACAUCUCCCACUGCAGGAAGGUCCUGCAUCCCCCCAGAGUAGAGCCGGACGGUACUACUCCUACAUCUGAGCACGAGGCCACUGCUACGACCUCGGCUCCUGRUUUGUGA
Molecule: messenger RNA, 2975 nt
Organism: Austrofundulus limnaeus
Lineage: Eukaryota; Metazoa; Chordata; Actinopteri; Cyprinodontiformes; Rivulidae
Exons: 2
Coding region: 1224-2975 (583 amino acids)
Molecular function (GO): RNA-DNA hybrid ribonuclease activity; nucleic acid binding
Source: RefSeq, a predicted model, not a curated record